This is a messenger RNA of Anoplophora glabripennis (Asian longhorned beetle), 1321 nucleotides long. Its product is annotated as ephrin type-A receptor 4a-like. Bases 84 to 1238 code for a protein of 384 amino acids. Gene Ontology annotation, biological process: cell surface receptor protein tyrosine kinase signaling pathway; protein phosphorylation; multicellular organism development. Lineage: Eukaryota; Metazoa; Arthropoda; Insecta; Coleoptera; Cerambycidae. Gene Ontology annotation, molecular function: ATP binding; transmembrane receptor protein tyrosine kinase activity. Gene Ontology annotation, cellular component: signaling receptor complex. The transcript is spliced from 8 exons. The record is from RefSeq and is a predicted model, not a curated record.
AUAAGAUAUUGCACAAGCACGCAAUUUGAUAGUGUAUCGUUAAAAGUGUUUUGUCUGGAAGGUUUUCGUCUUAUUUUUCUGCAAUGGCUACUCCUGCGAGUCAAAGCCCCACUCCUUCGACGUCCGGAAUAAAAACGCCUCGUGCUAUCGGGAAAAGUCAACCUGCGACGAACGACGAAGAAGAGUUUACGUUACGCUGUUUGGACAUAAUCGCCAAAAUCGCAGCGAUACUGAAGACCGACAACAAUGGAUUUAUUACCAUAGUGGAAAAAAUGUUGACCCUUGUCCAUAGGGAGCAAGGCGAGAAACGGAAGCUAACAUACAGUUUGAUCGAAGACGUGGUGUCCAAUAUCCUGGAAGCAGACAAAGACGAACUGGUAGCGGCUAAGGCACAUUUCGAGAAGAUCUUUUCCCAAAGAAACUUCAAAGACAUACUCGUCCAAGAAGACAAGCUGGUACGACUAGGUCCUUUAGGCGAAGGAGGUUUUAGCUACGUCUUGUCCGGAGAGCUACACCAAAACGGCUCUUACAAAAGCGUAGCGAUUAAGAGAGCCAAGAGUUUCCAAUACAACUACAUCAUAGAUCACGAAGCGACGGUACUUUCUCAACUGAAGCACAAGAACAUCUUGAAGCUGUUCGGAAAGCACGAAUCCGAACCGGAAAUCGUUUUGGAGCUGAUGGACUUGGGGAAUCUGGUGUCGGCGGUAGAGCAAAUCCGUUUCACCGGCGGAAACCUGCUGCGGUUCCUAGAAGACGUCGCUAGCGGCAUGGAAUACAUGGGUGAAAAAAAAUACCUACACAGGGACUUGGCUUGCAGGAACGUGUUCCUCAACAAAAGGAAGCAGUGCAAAAUAGGCGAUUUCGGGUUCGCCGUUUAUGUGGGAAAGUCCAACGGGGUCUACGUGGAGAAGGUCUUCAAUCCCCACGAUUAUAACAUGUCCCCGGAAACGUUCAAUACUAAAGCCUUCACGAUGCCGAACGACGUAUGGGCUAUGGGGAUAUUAUGCUGGGAACUCUUCUAUAUCACCGAGCACUGCAACGAGAUACCGCCUUCUGCUUUCUCUAAAAAACAACACCAGGCACUGUUCCAGGUCAGAAAGAUACAAUUGCCUAAGGCAAAAAUCUGCCCGGACAACUUGCACAGGUACAUCGUGAACGAUAUGCUGAAUGAAGAUCCAAAGCAGCGACCGAGUUUUACGUCUAUAAGAGAGAAAAUCAAAGAAAUCGCUUCCAAAUAAGCGAAAAGUUUGUUUAUUUUCUUGAUUUUCAGUAUUAAUUUGCCUUCCAAGGUUUCUACAGAGUUUAUAGUUUAUUUUGUUAA